CAUGUGUAUAUUAGGAGAAAAUUGUAGUGAAAUGUUGGUGAACUUUCAUGAGGACCUGAAAAAACAAAACCUGGAUGUAAAAAUAUGAAGAAACAAAGCUAAGCUUUGAAAAUGAGAAACAGAGAAACCAAAACUGAGAUAUUCACCCAUACCUGGGAAUCAGGUUAUAAGCUUGCACUGUAAAGUACCAUUUCCCAUUUCAUUCCAAAGAGCUACUUUGGAAUUGGGAAUUCUAAUUACAAUUUUUCACUCCCCCACAUACAAUUUGAACAGCAGAUUUUCCAUGACAUUUUAAAAGUUAAUUUUGAAAUAUCCAUUGCUUUCAUCAUGAUCCAUUUUCCUUAUGGCACUGGAGGCUGCUUUUCAACAAACACAUGCUCAGUACUUUGUGGGGCAUACAGACCUAGUUCCAUGGUUCAGUGGAUGCUAAUCAGUAACUUUUAUUUCUACCACUUAGAGUAAUAUGUAAAUCCAAAUUUUAUAACACUAUCAGGAAAAAAAGUUCAAAAUAAAAAUGGAGGGGGAAGAGCAGGAGGAGGGAAAGAGAUGUUUCUGAACAAGGUCAUGCAUACUUGAAUCUAAAAGUGAGAGCUGGUUCUACACUCAUGUUAAGGCUGAAAACAUUGCUGUAUUGAGGCAUGUGUGACUGUUGGCCAUAUUCAGAUGUGAUACAGUUGGCAGAAUCACAUCAUGCAUUUAAAGUGCAUUCAAUGUGCAUUUAGACCACAUGACUUCUCUCAAAGAAUCCUGGAAAUUGUAGUUCACCCCUCAAGACCUACAGUUCCCACCACCCUUAACAAACUACAGUAGUUCCAGCACUCCUGAUCUACUCUAAUCUUUAUCCAGAGGGAAAACAGAUAACAGUAUGGCUUAGAAUUACCGUACUUCUGACUCAGCGCUCAUUGUUUGUUGCUCCCGAGCAAACCGCAAACCAAGAGCGAACAUUCAUUUCAGAUCACGGUUUCUCACCCCUGAUUUGGAUAGCAUGCAAAGUCUGCUGCUCCAUGGUCUGCUUCCCCUCUGGAGGGAGGAGCAAAGUUGGGGAGCCUGAGUUGGGUGCACCGGUACCUUGUACCCAAAUAAGCCUCUUAGUUUACAUUUCUAGACUUUCUUUCAACAUCCCCCAAGAAAUCACAAAAACGCAAGCAUGAUUUUGCAGUCUGCAAAUUGGACUAUGGCAGUACAGCAGUAUUUUCAGUUCAGCACUAAAAAUAUAUAUAGCUUGCAUGGAGUGGUGUAAACCAACGCAGAAUCAAUUAAGAGCACACUUGUGAAAUUGACUAGGGGAGACUGGAACGUAUAAAAGCCCAGCCUUGAUACACACAAUUUUAAACUGUCUCUCCUAUAACACAUACCUGCUCUUUGUCAAUAUGGGGACUAUUAAUUUCUUUCUAUGCAUUUUUAAAGUAUUUAAAAAUAACUAAGAUGUCGCUUGCUUUUUCAGUUUCAAAUCAUUGCCAGGUUUCUUCUUCUCCUCAGACUUAAGGAAAGGCUAGAACCAUAUUAGGGCUGUGAGUGAGUGUCCAACCCUUUUGCAUUCAUCAAAGCCAGCGAAGCCUGUGCCUAGUCAACAGAUAAAACUGGACUUUACGGAAGGAUUUGAUAUUUUACCAAAGAACUAUUCCAAAUGCUUUUCUAGCAAUUAUUUGUGUCUGGCUUGCAUCUGGGGAUGUUCUCAUUGCACUCAGUGGAUUUUUUCUAUGAAUAAAAUUACACAGGAUUAAGUUCAAGUACACUCUUUUCCUGUUUGCAAAUGAUUUGAAGAGUCAUGCGGAGCGGAAAAAAACACCUGACCACAUGCAGUAAAUUAAAGUGGGAGGGGGCGGGGAGCCCAUCCAGGUACUCUGAUUAAUUUGGCUGCAACUCGGCAUGGCUCUAUGUAAAAAGGCUAGAAGAGGAAAAGGUUUGCAGCAAUCCUAGGGGAGGAGGGUGACAGCAAAAACUCCAGGAGCAUCGCUCGUAUUCUCUUCAGACAAGACGACAAGAGGACGACAAGAAAGAAAAGCUGCUCUGAUUUGCACUAAAUGGAAUAUAGGAACUUCCUCCUUGGCUUCCUUCUCUGCUGCACUUUGCUCAUAACCAGCUACUCUUACAUGGUAUUUGAGGAAAAGCAGAAUGCCGUCAACAGUACGGUAAAUAAUAACAAAAUCAAGUUUCCGGAUCUCCCACCUAUCUCAAUAGUAGAUUUAACCAAAACGUCCCUGAAGCUCAGCAGGAAUGAGGCUGAGAAAAGGAAAUCUAUGAAGAAAAAGGCACAGCAAAAAAAGCCUCCCCAACCAAGACCUCCACCACCACCCAACUGUGUGCCUACUUGGUCAAGCUGCAAGCCACCAUCUCGUCCCUGCUGCGAUUUUUGUGCCUUCUGUCACUGCCGACUAUUUCAGACAGUCUGCUACUGCCGUAUGGGAAACCCAAACUGCUAAAUCAAAAACCAGGGAUGCCACGGGGACUCUGUGUCUUAUUAGACCCAUAAGGCCUCUUUGUCUUAUGUGCAUUGCAAAGGAAGCCAAGAACUUUUGAAGCUGGCUGGCUGGCUGGCUUUUACUCCCUCCCAAACUGCAUGAAUUAUGGGAUAUUUUUCAUGAGGUAAAUGCUGUCAUAAACAAGACAGCCACUGCCCCAGCAAGUAUGACAAGGAAUGGAAAGAAAGGAGAUGCAGCCUGACGGCCUGAAAGGGUAUUUACAAGAGAGGUGAAAAGAAGCAGAUUUCAUGUCAAGAAGGAAUUAUAUCUCUCUUCAGAAGUGGUAUUAUAUUGCACAUUACAAGUUUGAAUGAGAAACAUGGGCCACUGACUAGCUACAAAAGGCACAUUCCAGAAAGUCAGCCAUGUAGCAAUAAAGAAGAUUUUUAAAUAGUAUAGGGCAGAUGGAGACAAGCUACUGCUCAGUCUUUUAUAGUUAGCUCUCUGUCAAGGGUGGAAGAUAAAAGCCUGUUGGAAACUGCCAACCCAAGGUCCUAGAAAAGAGUGGCCCUUACCCAAAUUAUUAUGACCACUGCAUCUCCUUUGAAGCGGGGAGCAUGGCCGCACUUAGUUCCACAGACACCUACUGAAUAGUAUGAUAUCAACACAACAUGCCACAAAUCCAGCCCAUCCUAUUUACCACAGUGGCUAACCAUAUGCCUAUGGGAAUCCUACAAGCAAGGUACAAAGGUAAUAGACCUCUCCUGCUGUUGUCCGCAGCAACUGGUUGUCAGAGGUGCACUGCUUCUGUAACAAAAGGUAACAAAAGGAGGGAAGAGGAGCAUGCGUGGGGUGGACUGCCCAGAAUUUGUGAGCUUUUUUUAGGAGGGAAGUCCCAGAGUUGUUGAGCUUUUUUGGGGGAGGAUUGCACAGAGUUUUUUAGUUUUUUCCACAAGCACUUCUCACAUGCACAAAUAUUCUUUUUUUACUUUGCUACUAUGAUGUGGGGACGCAGGUGGCACUGUGGGUUAAACCACAGAGCCUAGGACU
Molecule: messenger RNA, 3452 nt
Organism: Podarcis muralis (Common wall lizard)
Lineage: Eukaryota; Metazoa; Chordata; Lepidosauria; Squamata; Lacertidae
Gene: ASIP
Product: agouti signaling protein
Biological process (GO): melanosome organization; hormone-mediated signaling pathway
Cellular component (GO): extracellular region
Molecular function (GO): neuropeptide hormone activity; melanocortin receptor binding
Source: RefSeq, a predicted model, not a curated record